Messenger RNA from Anopheles coustani, 768 nucleotides. RefSeq names its product large ribosomal subunit protein eL24 (gene RpL24). Gene Ontology annotation, biological process: cytoplasmic translation. Gene Ontology annotation, molecular function: mRNA binding; structural constituent of ribosome. The transcript is spliced from 4 exons. Bases 130 to 591 code for a protein of 153 amino acids. Gene Ontology annotation, cellular component: cytosolic large ribosomal subunit. The record is from RefSeq and is a predicted model, not a curated record. Lineage: Eukaryota; Metazoa; Arthropoda; Insecta; Diptera; Culicidae.
AAGUGACAACAAGUGUUACCAACCUAAGCGCUUUGAAUUGACGUGACAUUACAGACCAAGUUCUUUUCUGCCCCACGUUUCGAAAGGAAACAAGCGUGUUGUGAACCCGAGCUAGUUUCGGCUUGCAAAAUGAAGAUCGGUCUGUGCGCAUUCAGCGGGUUCAAAAUCUACCCGGCCAGUGGUAAGACACUGGUGAAAGCCGAUGGAAAGACGUUUACGUUCCUGAACAAAAAAUGUGAACGCUCGUUCCUGAUGAAGCGCAACCCGCGCAAAGUGAAGUGGACGGUCCUGUACCGUCGUAAGCACAAGAAGGGUCUUGUGGAGGAAGCCACCAAGAAGCGUACCCGCCGCACGCAAAAGUUCCAGCGUGCCAUUGUUGGUGCUUCGAUUGCUGACAUCAUGGCCAAGCGUAAUAUGAAGCCUGAAGUGCGAAAGGCUCAGCGUGAUCAGGCUAUCAAGGUUGCGAAGGAAGCCAAGAAGGCUAAGCAGGUUGAUAAGAAGGUCAAGGCCCAGCCGAACCCGAAGCAGCAGAAAACCAAGGCCACAAAGGGUCCACAGAAGGCCGCCCCGCGCGUUGGAGGUAAACGAUAAAAAGUGAGAACAAAUUUUCCCUUUUCGUCAUUUACCGUAAACACACCUGGGGUGUUUUAUUUUUGUGUUUUUGGGACGCUUAAGUUAAAACAUCUACACUCGGUCACAACAGACACAAUCGAAAUGUAACUUGGAAAAUGUGAAAUAAGAAAACAGCUACAGGUUGUUGAAUGUGGA